Messenger RNA from Homarus americanus (American lobster), 5046 nucleotides. Its product is annotated as protein Wnt-4-like. Gene Ontology annotation, cellular component: extracellular region. Gene Ontology annotation, biological process: canonical Wnt signaling pathway; multicellular organism development; cell fate commitment. Lineage: Eukaryota; Metazoa; Arthropoda; Malacostraca; Decapoda; Nephropidae. Gene Ontology annotation, molecular function: frizzled binding; cytokine activity. The transcript is spliced from 8 exons. The record is from RefSeq and is a predicted model, not a curated record. Bases 118 to 1254 code for a protein of 378 amino acids.
UUAUCAAGAGUGACCACCUUGGCAGUGACGGCGCCGGCCAGUAACCAACUCUGCGACUCCUUCAAGGGGUCUCUGGUGAGGCAGCAGGUCCGCUUCUGUAAGGACAACCCGGCCUUCAUGGACUCCGUCAAGAGGGGUGCCAUCUGGGCCAUCGACGAGUGUCAAUUCCAGUUCCGGACCCGACGAUGGAACUGUUCAACGCUCAACGACGAGGCCAUCGCCGCGUUCAAGAAGGCGUUCAAACCCAAGAACUCCCCAGAACAAGCGGUGAUGAGCAACAAAACAGAGCGAGCAGUCCCCGUCACCGCCCUGCCAGAAGUGAGGGAGGAACGACACCCACCGCCUAGUAACUACCAGAACACCUCCCCGGACUUGCCCUCCUACCCUCACCAACGCAGAGGAAGAAAGUCACGCAAAAAAUCCAACAGGAAGAGGUCAAAAAGCGGGGAAGGCAUCGUCGGCCCUUACCCAAUAGUGCCACAAGGUACCCGGGAGGCGGCCUUCGUGCACGCCAUCUCCUCGGCAGGCGUGGCCCAUGCCAUCACCCGCCGCUGCUCGUCGGGGGAGCUGGAUGACUGCGGGUGCGACAGGUCGGUGAGGGGCGUCACCCAAAACGGCUUCCAGUGGUCGGGCUGCUCCGACAACAUUGCUUACGGCGUCUCCCUCUCUAAAAGGUUCGUGGACGCCCGAGACAGGAAGGUGGUGAAGAGGAAGAAGCUGAACAACAACAGGAGGGUCAGCAGCCGAGCCCUCAUGAACCUCCACAACAACGAGGCCGGACGUAAGUUGAUCGAGAUGCACAUGAGAAUUGAGUGCAAAUGCCAUGGGGUGUCAGGUUCGUGUGAGCUGAAGACGUGUUGGAAGGCCAUGCCCACCUUUAGAGAGAUUGGAGAAAUCCUGAAGGAUAAGUUCGACGGGGCAACGGAGGUGCGGGUGAAGGAGGUGUCGGGGAGGUCGGAGCUGGAGCCGAACAAACAGUACUUCAAGAAGCCGACUGAGGUGGACCUGGUGUAUGUGUCGUCCUCACCAGAGUACUGCGACUAUGAUAUCAACAGUGGCUCUCUGGGCACACACGGCAGACGCUGCAAUAAGACUUCACGCGGGCUGGAAGGAUGCGACCUGUUGUGUUGUAACAGAGGCUACACCAGCUACCAGGAAAGUGUCCAGGAGCGCUGUUCCUGCAAGUUCCACUGGUGUUGCUUCGUCAGGUGUAGAACCUGUACACGCGACGUUACAGUACACACGUGCAACUAGCAAACGUCGCCUACAGUGUCGAUGCCAUUCCGUUCCUCGACUCUCCCCUCUCCCCCCUUCCAUGACCGGCGGCAGAAGAAUGGGUUCGCGAGGUCUAAUAAAACAGGGGACGGUGUAGAGGUGCUGGCGGAAACGCAUCUACAAUGUCACACUUACCUGAACAUAGUCUAAGUUCUUGUAUUUAUGGGAAUUAUUUGAUAGAUUUAACAAAAAAAAAGUACAUGUACAAUUUUAAGCCAUAAAUUAUUAGAUUUAUCAAGAUUUUUCCAAGCAUUUAUUAAAAGGUGCCAUUGUCGCUUCCUAGUGAGUCGGACAGGUGUUGAAAUUCCCCAUCAAGUAAACUUAUGAAUGUCAGCUGAGAGAAUCAUCUAAACUUUUUUUCUAAUAUAUUUUUUUCCCGCAUACUGGCAACACCUAUUGUACGUCCUGAGUCACUAUGGGCAUCUAAUGAGCUUAUAUACCCCGGCCCCGACAGUGUAAAUAAUUCCCCUCUACUCUUAGGUCUGUAGUAUAGUGGUUAAAAAAAAUAAUAACCUUUUAGAAGAAAGACUAUUCGUAGACGUGGUGUAGAAUCUUUGGAAGAUCGAAUUUUUGUACAGAUGUCUUUACUGAUUGUUAUCUUACUCGAGUCCUCUCUCCUCUAUGUUAUUUUAUAAGAUCACUAACGGUCCGCAACGAGACGAUCACAUAUAGCCAUUAGCUCCUCCUGCUGUCUGUGUCUGUCUGUCUGUCUGUCUCGUGUGCUGGCUCUUCCUCCUUCAGGAUCAGUCAGCCUCAUAACCUGUAGAGAUCUUAUACAAUAACGCCUAACCUGAUGUACAUAGGUCUUGUCUUAGGUCUUAAGGUGAAUAAUCUAUUAUCUAUAUCACUUGUACUGGUCCCUCCUCUCCCCCAUCUUCCCCGGGGAUGUGAGGUGUUUAAGAAUGACACGGGAUCACCUGAAGAUUAGACCCCCCCAGUUUAUUUCACCUCAUGAUCAAAUACCCUAAUGCUAACCUAACACCCCCCCCCAAGAUACCUUCCGGGGGUUUAAUCAUCAGGUAAAAUAAACCAAAAUAGGGGGAGAGCUAAUCUUCACCUGAUUCCACAACAAGAUGAUGGUUAGUCCUGACCAUCUAGAGAAAUAGAGACAUUGAGUAAUAACUUCAUAUACUUGACAAGAUGAUGAAGGGGUGUAUAGUGCACGCGCUUUCUCGUGUUUUAUUAGCAGAUUUUUUUCCUUAGUGAAAGCGGUUUUAUCAUUGUCAUUACUGCUACUUUUUUUUCUUUUUUGGGGGGUAUGGAAUCUGUUUUCUGAUGUCAUCUUUGGGUUCCACGCGUGUACUUCAAUAUUACGGUAAUAUCCCUCAUGUUAAUUCCUCUUUAGACAUGUGUAAUAUUUUGUAUAACACACACACACACACACACACACACACACACACACACACACACACACACACACACACACGGUUAUCAUGAUUACUUAAGUGAGGCAUCUAGAGAUUAUACCUCAACAAACACUCAACUAAUUUAGUUUGUUUUGGGAGAUAUUUAUUGUGUGUUUUUAUUCAUUUAUCGACAUAUUUUCCGUUUUAAUCUUCAAAUAUCCAGCAAAAGGCAAGAUGACGUCAUAUUAGCCAAUCAAUGACAGGCUAACAAUCAAGCUUUAGCCAGUCAAUGACAGGCUAACAAUCAAGCUUUAGCCAUCAGUGACAGACUAACAAUCAAGCUUUAGCCAUCAGUGACAGGCUAACAAUCAAGCUUUAGUCAUCAGUGACAGGCUAACAAUCAAGCUUUAGCCAUCAGUGACCACCAGCUGACGGUCUUCACACCAUCGUACACAACAAAACGACCGUUACCCGAAUGUCCCAUAACCGAGUAAUUACAUUAAAAUAACCAAGUGCUAACCAACCCGGAUCCAGCUCACAACAUUUUGCUACACCGGGGUUAUGUAUUAGUCUGUUGAUUCAUGACAAACAACGGCGCUGAUUUGGGUCAUAAAGCGCAUGCGCAGUGAUCCUCUGACUGCCACAAGUAAAACGAACUCAAACUUAACCUAUGAACUUCACGUUACGUCUGGUUAAGUCAGGUUGGUUCGUGUCCGCAGAUAUAAACAGUAACUUUAUAUAUAGGCUACACAUACCCGCCGCUAGCAAUAAUAAUGACAGGUGGAUUUGGUCGGCAGCCGCAGCCUUCAACACAGACGUGACAAGUAAACAAAGAUCGUGUUACCCUCCGCUUGUGUGAUGCCGACCUCCUGUUACAUCAUAACCACUCACAGCGUCACCAACCUGUGUUGAUACUGAGGCAGGUACACACCCCCACUGUGGUGUACACUGAGACAGGUACACACCCCUACUGUGGUGUACACUGAGGCAGGUACACACCCCCACUGUGGUGUAUAAUGAGACAGGUGCACACCCCUACUGUGGUGUACACUGAGGCAGGUACACACCCCCACUGUGGUGUACACUGAGGCAGGUACACACCCCUACUGUGGUGUACACUGAGACAGGUCCACACCCCCACUGUGGUGUACACUGAGGCAGGUCCACACACACCCCCACUGUGGUGUACACUGAGACAGGUCCACACCCCCACUGUGGUGUACACUGAGGCAGGUCCACACACUCCUCUCACAACACAAACGACGGGAGGUGAAAAACGCUUCAUCUCUCAACUUAUAAAUACAGAACUAACUUGUGUGGUAGAAGCGAAGCUGAAAUCCUUUACAGUUGUAGACGGUGACAGAGUAUUGUUGAAAUAUAACGAGAAAGUAGAGUCUAGUGAAUGUUUAAAUGACGAAACUUAUAUAUCUAACUUCCUGUCACUACAAAUAUAUUGUAGGAAAGUUGGUCUUUAAAAUAACAAAAUUCUUUUAUCUUCUGUAUCACGCAAGAGAAACUGGCUAUUGUUUCAACUAACUGAAAGACUGACAUGACUCCACUAAGAGCUUUAAAGAAUAAAUUUCUAGCCACAUUUUCCAAAAUAUACGUGAAAUGAACUAUUGAAACAGUCAGAUCUUAUCUAGUCUCACCAAUGGUUAAAUAAUGCAGUACCACACCAGCCAAAUGAGAGUUACUGAAAAAUGGAAAAACAAUCACCCUCAGGCAUCUGAUUGGUGGAGGUUUGUGAUUUCUGAAAGUAUAUGCUGUGUCGACUGCUCAACAGCACCGAUUAUGGUCAAAAUAACAAUGACAUACCUCCCUCACUCAGCGCGAACACCAUCCGCCAUUACAGCCCGCUAAGAGAGGUUCGUGUUUCAUUUAAGAGAAAUAAAAGACUAAUAUUUAAUUCAAGAGGAACACUUUCUGAAACUGUAUACUUAACUCUUGAAAAAAUACCCCUAAAAGGAGGACGCUGCUCAGUACUUGGACUACGUGAGAUAAACGCGGCCGUUCCAAUAAUGCACCACCAGUGUUUAUAUACUCUAUUUGAGCGUCGUAAACAUGACUCCUAGGUAAAAAAAAAUAAAUCUGUAUCGAGUCCUGGUAAUGAGUCACAUUUAUACAAUGACAAAUCUGAAGAUCCCUUGGAGAGGUUAAGUCGUAGUGUGACCCUUCAUCGCUUACGUUGUGGUUGUAUACUCGACAAAGGCCUCGAAACUCUUCUAAAAUUGUCAAUUGUGCAGCAAUAAGUCGUAGGGUUCGUCAAUCACUCUCCAAAUUGGCGAUUUUCCGUCUCCCUAGUUCAUUUUUGACGUGUCCAUAUUGUAUUUAUAUUCCCAUUCCCUAAAUGUAUCUCAUUUGUCAUCACUGAAAUGUAUGCAACGAUCGUCAAACAUGAAUUGUAAUAUAGACUAAAAUUCCUGUA